UGAGUAUGUGUGAUAGAUGGAAACUCAUCAUCAUCACCACUACUGCCAAGGCACCACAUUCCUUGGUCACCUUCCUCGACCACCUCAACCUCUCUAUUCUCCUCAUCCAUGGCGACCCUUUUCCACAAAACCCAUUUCUCAUUCUCGCAUAUCUUUCUCCUCCAACAACUUCCCACGUUGGAAUUCCAACGAUGAAACUUUUCGACCUCCAAACUUCAACUUCAACAAUGCCAGAACAACGUCUCAAGAAGAAGAUGAAGAAGAGGAAUACGAUGAUGAUGAAUUUGGGAAGAAGAGAAGGUGGUGGUCUGAUGAGUAUACAGAAGAAACUGAAGAAGAAGGAAAUAGUGGAAUUUUGGAAGAUGCUUUAGAUAGUUUGUGGAUUCUCAAGGUUUUUAAAUCCUAUGGUUGGACGCUGCCCAUCAUCCUUGCGUCAUGGUUGCUUUCUACCGGCCCAAAAGCUUUCCUCAUGGCAUUAGCAAUACCUCUCGGUCAGUCAGCACUUGCACUGGCAUUUGAGAAAUUAUGGGGACGGACCGAGAGCAAACCAAAGCGCAAGUAUAGGAUGAAGAGGAAACGCCGAAAUGUAAAUGACAGCCGAGUUGAGGAAGAGCCGGAAGAAAACCAGAAAACUAAUACGAGGAAGGCAGGGAUGCAGUCAUGGGUAGUUGAGAACAACGGUUCGGUUGAUAGUGGCAGCCGAGAUGCACCAAGUUUUGGUGGAUGGGAUGACUUGGAGCGAGCUAGGCCAACAACAAGGAGAUCACAAGCAAGGAAAGGGUCACAAAGGAUGAAUGUGGAAGGUGGUAGGUUGAGUAGGAGAGAAAGAAAAAGUGAUACGCCCCUCUUGGUUCGAUUGCUUAUCGCUAUUUUUCCAUUUUUGGGCACAUGGACAAAGAUGCUGUAAAAGUUUCCUCCAUAGUGAAUUUGAGCUUUGAUGAGUUGGAUUAUGAUUCUUUUUAUGGAAUUUGAAUAGAUUUGUAAUGUGAAAUCAACAACAGAUACGAUGUAUAGCAUAUAAUCACAUGUGUAGUAGGAAUAAACUAGGGAUGUGUACCUGUUAUGGUUGUAGGAUCCAUACUCCAUAAAAUUAUAAGCAAAUUCCAAUUUUUUUACAUCUUCCUCACAUGAAAAGAACUCAAGUAGUAACUUCAAUGAUUGUAUUAAGGUGCCCAACAUGUGAUUGAACAAGAUGAUGAACUUUAAAUUUAUGUUCAUCAGAUAAAUGGUUUUUAGACA
This is a messenger RNA of Medicago truncatula (barrel medic), 1239 nucleotides long. RefSeq lists its product as uncharacterized. The transcript has 2 exons. The coding region runs from base 17 to 907 and encodes 296 amino acids. NCBI's taxonomy places the organism in Eukaryota, Viridiplantae, Streptophyta, Magnoliopsida, Fabales, Fabaceae. The record is from RefSeq and is a predicted model, not a curated record.